AUGUCUUCGCCGACUUCAGUAAACACCACGGACGUUGGCGGGAGAGUAUACAAACGUCGACCUGGCGCUUGCGAGACUUGCAAAGUACGAAAGCGAAAAUGCGAUGGUGGCAGGCCGAGCUGUGAUAAGUGCCUCUCAUCCGCCUCCUUCUGCUUCUAUGUCACACCGAAGAAGAGAGGAAGAUCCAGCCAAAACAGUAGGGAGAUCCAAACAGACUGCGUUGAUUGCCAUACAGCAACUAAGCACAACCUCUCAGGCUUGAACGCAACAACCAGACAAAGUGCUUCAUUCGAAGACUUCAGCUAUGCGUCACAGCAGUCUACAUCACCCCCAUCACCAACAGACCACUUACGAUACUUUGGGCCAUCAUCAACUCAGUCGUCACUCUCUGGAGUGAACAGACUCUUGGAUCUUGGGCAAUUCCCGACCGCUAUGACAACUGAAUCCCUCGAAGAACACUGGGGACCGUUGUCAAGUGGUCUAUUGAACUCGCCUGAAGCUCUAGGAACACAAAGCACGGAGAUCAUCGCCAGUCCAGUCUCUUCGGCAUUGGAGUAUUGUUGGAGCACACAACUUUUGUCCAAUGGACAUAGCGUUUCUGGUCCACAGGAUUUUGACGGUCUGAUAACAGCCGGCUGGAAUCUUUCAAAUCUGCAGACAGCCAACGACGAGAGCACUGUCGACCAUCCUGUUCGUGGUAUGACUACGUUUCAUGAUUUUGGAACACCUGAGCUUAGCUGA
Molecule: messenger RNA, 741 nt
Organism: Colletotrichum paranaense
Lineage: Eukaryota; Fungi; Ascomycota; Sordariomycetes; Glomerellales; Glomerellaceae
Exons: 3
Coding region: 1-741 (246 amino acids)
Biological process (GO): regulation of DNA-templated transcription
Molecular function (GO): DNA-binding transcription factor activity, RNA polymerase II-specific; zinc ion binding
Source: RefSeq, a predicted model, not a curated record